This is a messenger RNA of Adineta ricciae, 777 nucleotides long. The record is from the annotation of a GenBank genome assembly. Lineage: Eukaryota; Metazoa; Rotifera; Eurotatoria; Adinetida; Adinetidae.
AUGGUCAAUCUGAUCUCACGUAUUGUUAUGUCGGGUGAUGGAAUUGAUCUCACUCGUACAUCUGUUAGCUGGUGUAAAAUCAGAUACUUCUGCGUCGCUACUCUCAGUUUGUUGAGUUUAACUUGUUCAUGUUUGGCAACAAUCGAUCAGUACUUUGCCACAUCUCAAAAUGUUUCUCUUCGUCGUUUGAGUAACAUCAAACUGGCACAUCGAAUUCUCGUCGUGAUGAUCAUUGUGUGGCUUUGUCACGGAAUUCCAUUUCUAGUAUUCUACAACAUCUCAUCAACUACUAACACCUGUGCGAGUACUAAUCUCUCCUUUGCUGUUUACUAUCCAUCGGUAUACUUUAUUACUCUGAAUUGUACUAUUCCAGUGUUAAUAAUGGUUAUCUUUGGAUAUCUGGCGUACCGAAAUAUUCAUUCGACACGCAUACUUGCUGAACAACAAGCCGAUCGACAGCUAGUUCGAAUGAUUCUGAUCGAAACACUAUUGAUCAUGAUUAGCUACAUUCAGUAUGGAGUUUAUGGCGCGUAUAUGCUGAUGACAUCGAAUGUGAUCAAAUCACCAAAUCGUUUGGAUAUUGAAGCAUUCGUUUCCACCAUGUCUAGUUUGAUAUAUUAUUUGUACUUUUCGGGAAGUUGUUACAUGUUUUUACUGUCAUCCAGCCGGUUUCGCCAAGAAGCUAAAAAUCAGUUACGAUUCUGGCGGAAACACAAUCAGGUCAAUUCAGAACACAAAUAUGUAAAUGGAGGCUGUAUAAAAUCAAUCCAUCAAUGA